GGGUGGAACAGCCUCAAUCAAUAUGUUCGGUCGUGUUUGAGGGAGUGCAAUAUUCCGGUUGAUGUGGGACCAUGCAGCCGCCUCCGAGAAAAGGCAACUAUGCAAAGUUCCUUAAGAAUCUGCAUACAGAGCAGCUUGCUAAGCUUCAACUUAAAAACCAAAAUGAAUGUGAACUUCUUGAAGAUAUUAGGAAUUUUAUAAUCAAACGCUCACAAAUAGAAAAAUCUUACUCCGAGGCACUUCUGAAGAUUUCUUCAGCGUUCUUAAACAAGAAAAUACCCAAUAUUCCUGAUAUAAAGACAGAAGGGUCAGAAGAAAAAUGGAACAUGUGGAAUGUUUGGCGAACUGUGCUGGAAGAAAACGAGAAGCUCGCACGAGCUCGUCUAGCCGCUGUCGAGGUCUUCUCUCAGCACGUGGCAGACGAUGCAAAGAUCCUGAGAAAUCACAAAAUCAUCAGUGCUAAAAAGACCGUAGAUCAGUUGGCAACCGUACAGAAAGAGCUGCAAGCAUGUGUCCUAGAUAUUGAUAAAACAAAAAAGCUCUACUUUGAUGAAGAACACAGUGCUCAUGAUGUACGGGAUAAAGCAAAGGAUAUUGAAGAAAAGUUGAAGAAGAAGAAAGGUUCAUUUUUCCAAUCGAUAACUUCACUUCAAAAAAACAGUGCAAAGGUAACAUCUAAAAGAGAUCAACUGGAAGAAAAGUCUUCAGGAGCUAGGAAUGACUAUUUGCUAAGUCUAGCAGCAGCAAACGCUCACUCCAUCCGAUACUUUGCUGUGGACUUGCAGAAUGCCAUUCAGUUUAUGGAAGCGAAUGUUUAUGAAAGAGUUCAAGAUUACUUGAUGCUCAUCGCAAGAACAGAAUUGCUCACAUGUACAGCGACACAGACUUCAUUCGGGAGAAUAAAGGAACAAGCUCAUCAGUUAAGUCGAGACUACAAUAUACAAUGUGUGUACCUAUACUAUCCAGUAUUAAAGCAACAUAUAACGUAUGACUUUGAACCUUGUGACAACGAUACAAUAGAGAAAAUAACAGCGGAGCACACAUCUGCUGUUGAAACAUUGAGAAGAGAGGCGAAACGAUGGGCCACAAGAAUAGCAAGGGAGAACAAUAAUAUCAGAGAAUCGACUCGUAAACUUCAAGUCUUCCAAGCUUUGCGAGAUUCUGGGCAAAAGAAUGACCCUAAUGAUCCGAAUGGACCAGAUCUGGAAACGAAAAUAGACGAGCUUCGACAAUCAAUAAGGAGAUCUGAGACUGCCAAAGUGAAAGCAGAAGCAAGAAUUGAAUGUUUGCGAGCAGGCGGAGUUAACGUAGAGGAAUGGAUGCAAGAAGUGGACAACCUGAGUGUUCAAGACCUGCCUCGGUCUGCCAGUUCCAUGUCUGUACACACCGAUGCUUCAGGAGCUGGGGAGCCUCCAGGGUCCGACUCUAUGUACGACAGUGACUACAACGACGCAAGUUCAGACCUAGUCGGAGCCGAGAGGGAGAAAUCUCAGGAGGAAGAGGUUGUUGAGCAGCCGGAGACGUCUGAAGUAGACGGAGAAUGGGCCAUGCUAGAGCAGGAGCGACAAAGGAUAGAGCAGCUUACAGCUGGCUGGGACGACCCGACGCAAGUAGACUGGGGUGCGGAGGAGUCUAGUGAAGUUACGACAGACACUGCGGAGACAGUUGUAGCCAACCCUGAUGCUACGGUCACUUACAAGUGCACUGCUCUAUACAACUACACUGCCCAAAACCCAGAUGAGUUAUCGAUAGUGGAGAACGAACAGUUGGAAGUGAUUGGAGAGGGAGACGGAGAUGGUUGGUUGAGAGCCAGGAACUACCGUGGCGAGGAGGGCUACGUACCCCACAACUACUUAGACGUGGAGCGUGAGACGGCAACCAACGGUAGUGCUCUGCAGAGCGGUGGCUCCACAUAUCAGCUGACCAGUCAGAUUUCAUUCUCCUCUGUGGACUACACGGUUGAUGAAGUGGAAGAGCCAAGCGAACAAAGCAUUCAGCAAGACACUGUGCGAGAAGUUCACAAACCUACACACAUCGAUAUCACUGGAGGCAAAGACCAGAGGACAUGGGCAAUAGCUCUGUACGAUUACGAAGCUACAUGUGAAGAUGAGAUCACAUUCAACGAAGGAGAGGUUCUGGAAAUUUUACGCAAGAUUGUGCAUGACAAUGUUGACGACGGAUGGUGGGAGGGGAAGAUCGGAGACCAAGUUGGACUUUUCCCUUCUCUCGUCGUAGAGGAGUGUAGAGAGAACGGGGAACCACUUACGCCUGAGGGGGAUGACACACCUCCAGGCUCUGCGCCACCUGUGUUCACACCACCUGAUAUUCCACCCUUCAUGCUGGCGCCUCAGUCUGUCAUAGUCACACAGCCCACACCAUGUGGAGACCAGCCUUCACUGGGGGAAUCAUCAGACAAAAAAUCGCCUCAAUCAUUCUCAAUGGCGAUGACCAGGAAUCAGCAGGACCAGUAUGAGUCACAGUUUGAUGGCGAUAUCCAGAUUGAAGUUACAGUGGACGAGGAGGAAUCAGAAAGCACAGCCAAGGUGAUAGUGGUUGAGCCGGGUGGGGGAGGUCGCCCACCCCCGCCUGCAGCAGCACCUGCGUCUGCGGGGCUCGGGGUGGCUCAGAUAGUCAUCACUGCCGCUACUCCUAUGAUGGAAGAGCCUGAGAAACCAUUUCCACCCCUGCCAGAAGAGGUUCAAGAACCAGAGGAACCUGAGAAGACCGCAGAAGAGGUUCCACCGGAAUAUUCAACGGCUUGUGAAGUAAAAGAAGUGAAAGAGAAGCUGCCACCAGUAGUGCCUGAAGAUCCAGACGACGACCAACCUACAGACUCAGCCCCCUUCCCCAUCAGCAGCAGUACAGGCAGUGAAGAAGACACUUACACGGGGCCUAGUACGGCUGACAACUCCCAGAGUCACUCGCACCCCGCCGCAGCCCCACCAGUGAUACCAGACGAGCUGGAACCACAUCAGCUGGCCCGGCUACAGGAUCUCAAGGAGUCUGACGCAUAAUUCCUACGUCAAUAAUCCUGCACAUACUUUCCACAUGUCAGUUCAGUUUUUGUUGUCAUUGAUCAUAAAGAGUCAGGUAAAUGGGAGUUUACAAGCUAAAAGUCAGCAUCCACUUGUUUGGUAGCUGCAUUGAAAAAAGCUUUGAAAAAAGUUGACUCUAUUAAUGACGUUACAAGCUUCUCACUCGCAUUUGAGCAAACCCGAUUGUAAUCUAAGUGUACUCACAGUUACUUGUGAAUAAGAGACAAGUUGGUCCUGAUGAUGUUAGAGGAAUUGGUUAUUGGCAGGGGUUGUAAUUUGUCUUCUAAAGCAAGUUAUUAAAAAACAUAAAAUAGAAAACGGAAAGAGUGGGUGUAACUGUGGGUAGGGCGUUGCGGUGUAUGGUGCAUCAAAUACAUUAUCAAAAGAGCUGAUUGUUUCUACUUGGCUACUAAGCGAGUGGAAAGUUUCAUGUAUACUCAACAACUAGCACACUCGCGGACUCACUGGUUUCUUACUCACUGACCUGUAGCUUGUAAACAUUCUCCGAACUUGAACCUUAAUAUUUACAUCUGGGUAGAUAGUGGUUACAGAGCUUGCCUUUUAAUAAAAUAUUGUAAGUUUGAGAGAAAAGAUUAAGUACCUAUUUUGUUGGUUCAAAGUUGGAUCUGGAUUACGCGUCAAUUCAUUAAAGAAUCAGCUGGUUUUAGCCUGCAACAAAGAUACAACAAUAAACUUUUUACAAUCGUAGUUUAUUCUAAUUUGUGUUAAAAUACACCUUACCAGCUUUUCCAUCUUAAAAAAAAAACAAGCAAUAAAUUUGAUUUUGAGUAACAGUCUACUCAUAAAAAGUUCCAGUAUACUAUAUAGUUUAAAAAAAUCAUCCUUUGUCAAAUAAUUUUACAAAUUUAUGUUUUGAAAGAUGCUUUUGCAAUGUGAGAUCCAAGUACCCAAGUAAGGCAUAUUUUGCCAAAUAUGAAUAAGAAUAUUAAUAACUAACUAUGAUUGUGAGUUAAGAGAUGAUGUAAUAGUACUUGUAAAGGUAAGAAAUAUAUUGAAUUGAAAAAAUUACACUUUAAAAGCUAAACUUUAACCAUACAAUUACUUUGUUACUACUGUGAUUUUUACAAGUUCAUCCCCAAUUAAUUAAAUAUGUGCUAAUUUCCACUGUCAUCUGCAAUGUCAUAUUAACAUUGUUAAAAGCAAAGGGAAUAUUCUUGUUUAGUUUGUCGAUAAAGCUAGUAGGUUUAUCAGUGUGGUUUUAACGCGUUGUAUGUAAUUGACCAGCAGAUUUAGGUUGUUUGAAUGUACUAUGUUAGUGAUGUUUAAAUAUUGUAACUGUUAUGUGAAUAUUUCUCAUCAGUUGUAUACUAAAUCAGACAAUUUGUUGAAAUAGUUUAUAACUUUAUAAAAUAUGAGACUUUAAGUUCCGAAUCAAUCUCUGUUAUUUGUUUUGAUCGUUUAUAGUAAUUAUACGUUUGGGUAAAUAUUCCUGUUUUAACAUCAUAACUUUACAUCUACAGUAAAAUUUUACUAGUAACUUUGUUGCAUUUUUUACAUUGAGGUUUGUUUUCUCCCGGGAAGUAAAACACUUCAACCUAUUCCGUGCAUUCAGUAUAUUUAAAGGACUUUAAUUUCCAUACUAUAAUGAAUAUAACCUUUAUGACAUUUGACUUAACCCCCUAAACGCUGUUUUUGCAACGGAUUUGUCAUAUUUUGGUUUGUGAACUUCAAACUCUGGUUGGAUUGAGUAUUAAAAGUUCCAAAACUAUUUUACAUCCAAAUUCAAAAAUAUUUUUGAAACUAUACUUCAGAGUUGACAAUGUCUAAUCAAUCCUAACAAUAUUUCUCAUAUCUGUGAAGUUGUUAGUUGAUGUUUAUGUAUUAUUAUGUAACAAUCUGUUGACUUUUAUCUUGUUAUACCUGUCUUUCAGCACAAAUACAUUGUUAAUUUUCUUGUUGUGAGAUACUUUACUAGUUGUUAUUCUAAAAACACUGAGUUUGUUUUUAUACCAACCCGAUCUGCACAGCAUCUGUACAUAAAUAAAUGGUAGAACGUUGGUAACUGAAUUGUAUUGUAAUUUGACAACAAUUUAUUAUUAAAUGGAAUUUUUAAUCUUAUAAACAUUUUUUGCUAAACACACUCAAGUAAAACAUUUUUCGUAUGUAAAUGCAAUUUGAAAAGAAUAUAAUUCCUUCAGUAACAGAUUUUUUUAUAAGGUAGAGUAAGUAAGUAAAUACAUUGUAAAGUUCAGUAUUUGUUUGAAUUUUACAAUGACUAAAUAAAUUGUUUUGUUACUCUCUGUAAAAAUACAGCAAUUAAUCGAAACUAGACAAUAUAACGUAAGUCAUUUUAUAACAAAAUGUUUUAGCUUAUGUUGAACAAAUACUGGUCUGGUCCGAUUGUAAGCUUGACCGAUGUUUUGGUGGUUUUCUAUUGUACGCUUGAGGCCUAAUGCUAUAGUCAAAUCGAUCCUGGUGUAAUUCUUCGUUUUAUCAUAUUGUACUAGAAGUUGAAUCUAUUCCGAAUAAACAUUACCUAGCGAAACUUUAUUGAAUUAUUUGUAAGUGUUUAUGUUUAUAUUUGUAAAUUGUAAAUAAUGUAAUUUGUAGGUAUCAAUCUGUCAAAAAAUAACUGUUACGUACUGCGGUUUUAAUGUAGUUUCAUUUUAAACAAUGAAUUUCUUAUAAAUCAACGAUAUUUAGGUUUUUUAUGUACAAAAUCGUCUACAAUAGACUAGUUAUGUUUCCAUUCACAGUACUAAGUAGCAAUAUGUUUUACUACUAUUUUCGAUAUGAGUUGUUACAGAAUUGUUUGGAUUUAACAUAAUCGAACACGUUGUUAGACGAUAUACUAGCCUGUAACUGUAAUGUAAGAUAUGUACAUAUCCAGUAAUGUAGGUUAUGUGUUUUGUGUUAAGUGUCUCCUGAGCAAGAGGUGCCUUCUCUCACUUCUCCUAGUUCUAUGUUACUGCUACGGUUGUAAUUGAAACUUGAUACUGUUGUUCCGGUUGAAACUGUGGUUGCAGUGUCCAAUACGGUUGAAACUGUGGCUGUAGUUGUUAAUACAUUUAAAACUGUGGUUGCAGUUGCCAAUGCAGUUGAAACUGUGGUUGCAGUUCCAUUUGCUGCUGCGGUUGCAGUUAAAGCUUUGAUUGCAGUUGAAACUGUGGUUGCAGUUCCAUUUGCUGCUGCGGUUGUAGUUAAAACUUUGAUUGCAGCUGCUGAUGCAGUUGAAACUGUUGUUACAAUAGCUAACUCGGUUGAAACUCUGUGGUUGCAGUUCUAAUCGCUGCUGCGGCUGCAAUUAAAACUGUGAUUGCAGUUGUAUAACGGUUGAAAUCGUACUUGCAGUUGCUGUUACAGUUGAAACUGUGGCUGUAUUUGUGAAUGCAGUUGAAACUGUUUGAAGUUGCAGCUACUGUUGAUGAGGUUGCUACCGUAGCAAUUAUAGUUGAUUAUGAGGAUAAAACUGUCGUUGAAGAUUUGCACCUGCAGUUUAAGUCACGUUUGUAACUACUGUUACAGCAGCUGCAAAUAUUCUUGUGGUUGCUUUGUUUUGCCAAGAUGCAUGGAAUGUAGGAGGAAGACCUGACUAAAUGAUGAUCACUCGGUCUGUUCCACCUCCCUUAUUCCAACUACUACUCCCUUAUUUUGCAACUACAGUUAAACCUCUGGUUGCUGAAGCAGCUACUAUUGUUGCAACUACAGUUUGUGACACGGUUGCAACUAAUGUUACAACUGCAAUUGCUGUUGCAGCACAGUGACAAUUAAUUGCAACACUUGACAAGUUAGCAAACAUUCUUAAACACUAUUGGUUACUAGCAGUAUUGGAUAGACUCGCUCUAUCUUUUCCUGGAUGGUUCUGAACAUCACAUUUCUACUUAUUUCUUAUCUCGAUUUCAAAAAUGUGAGUGUUAAGUGUUUAGCCCGGACACUGUGUAUACAUCUACACUAAUUGGUCUUUUGCCUCUCAAAUACUAUGACGAAAGAUUGUUAUGCUCUUUUGAGAAUUUUGUACAUUAAAAGUAUCCCACACUUUCUAAUUUUGUGAUUUCAUAAUAUUUUUCAGUUCAUAACAUGAGAUUAGUAUUUUUAUUCACUUUUUAUAACUUUAUUGCGUUAUUACCUGAUCCUUAUGUUUCCUUUAAGUUACAUAACAUUUAACUAAUAUUUCAAAGGUAAUUUUAUUUGUUUUUCAAAAUUUUGUUGCAAGAAAUAACUCAUUAUAAAAACCGUAUGAACUCUAAAAUAUGCUGUACAAUUUUUCAAUCUGAGCUUAAUUUUUGACCUGACCACGAUAUGAAUGACAACACAAAUUUUACAAUGAACAGACAGAUUUAAGUUUGUUGAAAUAUUCUUAAAGUGUGACAAAAUCCAAUUUGUUUACAAGUACUGAGUUCAAGAGACAAGCUCAUCAAGUACAAGAUUCAGCAGUGCUUUAGAAUUCAACUCCAUCAAGUAAUAAAUUGGUACACAAUUGUGGGGAUGACACAAUUAAUUGUAUAAAAUUAAAUCUUAAUAUCGUGAUCACUAGCCAAGUCCUAUCUUUAUGAUUUUAGUAACAUAUUUUGACAUCUAGGUAUAAGGAUUUACUUGUGGUAUAAACUGUUACGAUUGGUUUGACUUGUGUACAUGGAGUGCAGCCAACAGGUUUGAACUGCCUUGUUAAUGAUGGAACCUUUAUUUCUGUACGAGAUAUUUAUGUUCAAAAUUAAACUGGAGUCAAUAAUCAAACUGCUUUAUGGAGUAUGUCUGAAGCACUCUUUUAUCCAAUCCAAAAUUUAAAUGUGAUGUAAACGAUCAGGUGGUCGUUGAGAUGGUAGAGGAGGCCUCGUGCUAGCGCAUAGAGUGACUAACCUAGCUAAGCUUGGCAAUACCUUUAGUUCACCUUAGCAUACGGUACUCAGGUUCUAAAAUAUUUUCAUAUUGUUUCACAAACUGUUUUGUUGAUGUAAAAAUCCUAUACACAUGAGUUUUAUUUAUACCAAAGAUAUGUACGUACGGUACAGAAACAAUUUUGUAAUUCUGUUUUGGCGUAUGCCUUUAUUAAAGAAGUAUACUACA
This is a messenger RNA of Macrosteles quadrilineatus (aster leafhopper), 8060 nucleotides long. RefSeq names its product protein nervous wreck-like. The record is from RefSeq and is a predicted model, not a curated record. Lineage: Eukaryota; Metazoa; Arthropoda; Insecta; Hemiptera; Cicadellidae. The transcript is spliced from 24 exons. Gene Ontology annotation, biological process: neuromuscular synaptic transmission; regulation of actin filament polymerization. The coding region runs from base 72 to 3014 and encodes 980 amino acids. Gene Ontology annotation, molecular function: protein binding. Gene Ontology annotation, cellular component: neuromuscular junction; recycling endosome.